Messenger RNA from Lotus japonicus, 1226 nucleotides. Its product is annotated as purple acid phosphatase 8-like. Gene Ontology annotation, molecular function: ferric iron binding; acid phosphatase activity; ferrous iron binding. The record is from RefSeq and is a predicted model, not a curated record. Lineage: Eukaryota; Viridiplantae; Streptophyta; Magnoliopsida; Fabales; Fabaceae. Bases 62 to 1036 code for a protein of 324 amino acids. The transcript has 7 exons.
AUAUAUAUAUAUAUAUCCACUACCCAAAGCUAGCUACCUUUCUUUCUCCCAACUCAUCACCAUGGGCCUGUUUGUUUUCUUUGCUACCAUAACGCUUUGUUUGGUAGUUGAUUCAUCGGCAGUGCUUGAGCGGUUUGAAGAAGCACCUAAACCAGACGGGUCUUUGAGCUUCUUGGUGAUUGGAGAUUGGGGAAGAGGAGGGGCUUACAACCAAUCUCAAGUUGCGGUUCAGAUGGGUGUAAUUGGAGAGCAAUUGGACAUCGAUUUUGUGAUUUCUACCGGUGAUAAUUUUUAUGAUGAUGGUUUGAGAGGGAUAGAUGAUGCAGCCUUUAACUACUCAUUCACCAAAAUCUACACUGCUCCCAGCUUGCAGAAGCCAUGGUAUAAUGUUUUGGGCAACCACGAUUAUAGGGGUGAUGUUGAGGCACAGCUGAGUCCUGUUCUCACAAAUCUUGAUAAGAGAUGGGUUUGUUUGAGAUCCUAUGUUGUCAAUGCAGAAGUUGCAGAGUUUUUCUUUGUAGACACUACUCCAUUUGUGGACAAAUACUUUACUGAACCAGAAGACCAUGUCUAUGAUUGGAGUGGCAUAGGGCCUAGAGAACAAUACAUUUCCAACAUCCUCGAGGAUGUGGAUUUGGCUUUAAGAGAAUCAAAUGCAAAAUGGAAGAUUGUGGUGGGUCACCAUGCAAUUAGAAGUGCCGGGCACCACGGUGAUACAAAAGAGCUUGUUAACCAGCUUCUCCCAAGUCUUGAGGCAAACAACAUUGACCUUUUCAUAAAUGGACACGAUCACUGCCUACAGCACAUAAGCAGUCUUGACAGUGGAAUUCAAUUUUUGACAAGCGGUGGUGGGUCUAAGGCAUGGAAGGGUGAUGUGAAAUGGUGGGUGCCCGAAGAGAUGAAAUUGUAUCACGAUGGUCAAGGAUUCAUGUCUGUGAAGAUUACUCAAACUCAAGUUGAGAUUGCAUUCUAUGAUGUGUUUGGCAAUGUUCUACACAAAUGGAACACCUCCAAACAGCUGAGCUCAACCUUGUGAAGAAACAGAUCAGGGUGCUGGAGAAGCAAAGAAAAUUAAAAGCAAUUGUGGUGUAUUAAUUAUUAUUAUUAAUUGGCUCAUUUGGCUUAUGAUGAUUUAAUGCUAUGCAACUGAUAAGUGAUGAUUGAAUACUGUAUCUGUUGAGAUAAUUAAUCACUAUAGUUGUUCAACUCACUUUUCAUUUGUACUA